AAGCCCAGGGCUUUUGCUUCAGAAGUGGCUGGGGCUCCUGGGCGCGAGGCAUUAUUAUAUAAAUUCAAGCUCGCUCCUGAUCCUUAGUACCCUGAGUUGCCUGAAGGGGGGAAUGGCACUGCCUGCGUUUGCAGCCCGGGCGCUCAGGCCGCCUCUGCAACCAGAGCUAGGAGCGCCUGCCCGCACCACCUGUCCCCGCCGGCAUUCCAGAGUAGAGGCCGAAUUGGCAGCAAGCCUGCCCGGGUCGGUCGCCGCCUCAGUCCGCGCCGGCCCUCCUAGGGGUGUGUCUCUGGGAUUCAACUCCCCGCCGCUACAGGACGAGCCCCCAAAGGCAUUUUCUUCCUUGGCGGGAGCCUUGUGCGCCCCGCUCUUCGCGCUGCUGCCUCGAGGCCGCCGCAGGCGGAUGCACGACCUUAGGCGACGCUGGGACCUGGGCUCCCUCUGCCGGGCCCUGCUCACUCGGGGCCUGGCAGCGGUGGGCCACUCGCUCAAGCACGUGCUCAGUGCAAUCUUCUCCAAGAUUUUCGGUCCCUUGGCCAGCGUCGGGAACAUGGAUGAGAAAUCCAACAAGCUGCUGCUGGCUUUGGUGAUGCUCUUCCUAUUUGCCGUGAUCGUUCUCCAAUACGUGUGCCCCGGCACAGAAUGCCAGCUCCUCCGCCUGCAGGCGUUCAGCUCUCCGGUGCCGGAUCCGUACCGCUCGGAGGAUGAGAGCUCCUCCAGGUUUGUACCCCGCUACAAUUUCAGCCGCAGCGAUCUCCUGCGCAAGGUAGACUUCGACAUCAAGGGCGAUGACCUGAUCGUGUUCCUGCACAUCCAGAAGACUGGGGGCACCACUUUUGGCCGUCACCUGGUGCGCAACAUCCAGCUGGAGCAGCCAUGUGAGUGCCGCGUGGGGCAGAAGAAAUGCACUUGUCACCGGCCGGGUAAGAGGGAGACCUGGCUCUUCUCCAGGUUCUCCACCGGCUGGAGCUGCGGGCUGCAUGCUGACUGGACCGAGCUCACCAGCUGCGUGCCCUCGGUGGUGGACGGCAAGCGCGAUGCCAGGCUGAGACCUUCCAGGUGGAGGAUUUUUCAGAUUCUAGAUGCAACUAGUAAGGAUAGAUGGGGUUCUUCAAACUUCAACUCGGGUGCCAACUCUCCAUCAUCUACAAAGACCCGGAGCGCAUCUAAGAGUGGGAAGAACUUCCACUAUAUCACCAUCCUCCGAGACCCGGUGUCCCGGUACUUGAGCGAAUGGAGGCAUGUCCAGAGAGGGGCGACGUGGAAAGCAUCUCUGCACGUCUGUGAUGGAAGGCCCCCAACCUCUGAAGAACUGCCCAGCUGCUACACGGGUGACGACUGGUCUGGCUGCCCUCUCAAAGAGUUCAUGGACUGCCCCUAUAAUCUGGCCAACAACCGCCAAGUGCGCAUGCUGUCCGACCUGACUCUAGUGGGCUGCUAUAACCUCUCUGUCAUGCCAGAAAAGCAAAGAAACAAGGUCCUUCUGGAAAGUGCCAAGUCCAACCUGAAGCACAUGGCAUUCUUUGGCCUCACCGAGUUUCAGCGCAAGACCCAGUACCUGUUUGAGAAAACCUUCAACAUGAACUUUAUUUCGCCGUUUACCCAAUACAACACUACUAGGGCCUCUAGUGUAGAGAUCAAUGAGGAAAUCCAAAAGCGUAUUGAGGGACUGAAUUUUCUGGAUAUGGAGUUGUACAGCUAUGCUAAAGACCUCUUUCUGCAAAGGUAUCAGUUCAUGAGGCAGAAAGAGCAUCAGGAUGCCAGGCGGAAGCGUCAGGAGCAACGCAAGUUUCUGAAGGGAAGGUUCCUUCAGACCCAUUUCCUGAGUCAGAGUCAGGGCCAGAACCAGAGUCCAGGGCAGAAUCUGAGUCAGAGUCCAAAUCCCAACCCAAAUCAGAACCUGACUCAGAAUGUGAGUCAGAACCUGACUCAGAGUGCCAAACCCAAUUUGAUCCAGAAGGCGAACCGGGGAAAGCAGAAGCAGGGCUCAGGCCAGGAGCAGAGUGAUAGCACCAGCAAUGGCACCAAGGACUACAUAGGCAGCGUAGAGACAUGGCGCUAACGGCUCUGAAAGGUUUGUGCACACUGCUUCCCAAAGCACCACCAAAAAGAUGGCAUGUAUCUUACAAGAUGAAAAUGUCCAAACACAUCCUGCUUCCUUCAUUUUGGAAGUUCAAAAAAAAAAAGUGUAGAUGUUGCAUUUACAGUUGCCUUUUGAUUCAGUGUUACACUGUGUGUGGCUAAAACAAAUCUCAGUGUGUAAUUAAAUUGUCUUUUUGGGAUGAACUAUUUCUGCAAUCCAAGAGCCAAACCAGACUCACCAGAAAUUGCAGUUUAGAUAUUUUAGGAAGUUCUUAAAUUAGCUAUGGAGACGCAAAGACAACACGAAAUGUGGCUAUUUAAACUUAGGGCUAAGAGAUUUUAAAUGAUUCUGGAGACUCUGUUAAAACCCAAUCUUGUGAGCACCCCCCACUCCGCCUGCCAGAGGGAAGCAUGACUAAAACAUGAGCAGACUAAAAGACACUCAAACCUUUCAUUCCCUUCUUGUUUUAACAAGGAGUCUAUUUAAACACAAAAACAACGGAUGAUAAAUUUUGCCAAACUGUAGAAAGGAAACAAUUUCUCACUUAAAUGUAGGUGGGUUUAUGUAAAAAUAUGGCUUUUCAAAUAGAUUGGGAUUCAUGUCUUGUAAUUUAACAGAUGUUUAAAAUUUAAAAUUUUUCUACCUUCUGCUGAUUAAAAGGUUUUAAACAGGGUAUAUCUCAUAUUAACAAAGCAUUUUUUUCCAAAUGGAAUAGCAAUGGAAAGAUCCAGUUUCCAGAUGGUUUCAGGGCACUGUAAUUUCAGCAAUUUCAAUCUUUUUGGCGCUGCUUCUCAUCCACUUUAAGGCUUCUCCGAGUUGUGCUCAUUCCAAAUGAAUCCAUGUAUAGAAUUUUUCUUCAUCAUCGAAAUGGUGUGUUGCUGAAUCUCUUGUGGUAUUUAAUCCUGGAUUAAAGUCAGGACUUUCUAUAGAAUUGUCUUAUCAAUGUCUGUGUAGUAAGGUCCUUAACAAGAAACUCUCAAACAGGAUAAUGUGUCUCUAAAUAUUGCUGAACUUAUUAUUCUUGACCAGACUGAAUUGAACCUGAAUGUGAACUGUUUAUUAUGUCAUUUAUUGUGAUAUUUGCAGUUUGGCUGGCCAUUUCUGGCCCAUGAUUCUUUUCGUGUGUGUGUGUGUGUGUGUGUGUGUGUGUAUGUGUGUGUGAAAAGAUGUGUACACAAUAACAAGAACAAAGUUUUUGCUCAAAGACAAUGGUACUAAGCAUUAAGAUAGUCAGAGUUACUCAGUAACACCAAAAGCUGCCGCUUGAUACUUGGGGUUAACACUUUUACCAGAUUUCAUGAAAGAUCAAAAGGGAAGAAUGCUCCUCAGUGAGCCUAGGUUUCGGGGACUUGCAAGUUGAGAAUGGUUUGGCAGUGUAAGUCUGUAAUUACACAUUGACGGCAUCAAUUGCAAAUUGAACAAAGGAGCAAUUAUGUACCCACUGUGUGGUUAAGCAUCACACUGCUUGACAGUUUCCACUUCAUGGUUGUUGCUACACUUCUAUAAGAAUUUACAUUAAUCCCUUGGCUUUCUAUCAAACAAGGUGACUAGAAGUGGCAUUUGUUUUAAAGAGGAACAUGCUUAGAAGUAUGACCAUAAAGUCCUAUCUAGCACAGUCUGCCCAAGUGCACGACCUGUUGUCAUAUGUAAUGAUAUGGCCACAAGUUAGACAAGAAGUUGAGUAUCUGGGUUUAAAGUGAUUUUUUGACUCUGCGCUCUAAAAUAAUAUUGACAGCUUUUGUUUUGUGGUAUUGCAGUGUUGAGAAUUAUGAUACCUUUAAAAACUGGAAGGACUUUCUGAAAGCACAUCUUUAAGUCAAAGUGUUUUAGAAUAAACCUAUUUGGUGUACAUUGUGUUCUUAAAAUAUUCUGUAGAUCACUAUGAUAUUUCAGUUUCUUUAGCUUUAAUUGAAAAUGUUUGCUCUUAAAACUGACAGUGUUGGAAAGCAGGACAAAGUCUGAGCCAGUGGAAAAGCUCAUUACAGAAAAAAAAGUGUGUUAUUGCUGUGGUGUGCAUGGUUUGCAGAGAUUAAGUACAUUUUCUCUGUCUCUACUGAUUACUGUAUAUAGAGAAUGGUAUAAAUAUACAUUUUUGUCAUCAUCAUGUAAAUCCCACGAUUUCAAACUGUUAACAUCUGUUCAGUGGUGUAACUUUACAAACCGUUCACUGAUUUUGUGUAAUUUAAGAAUAGAUGUGAAAUAAAGUUUCAAUUGCAA
Mesocricetus auratus (golden hamster) is the source of this 4300-nucleotide messenger RNA. RefSeq names its product heparan sulfate 6-O-sulfotransferase 2 (gene Hs6st2). NCBI's taxonomy places the organism in Eukaryota, Metazoa, Chordata, Mammalia, Rodentia, Cricetidae. The transcript has 5 exons. Gene Ontology annotation, molecular function: heparan sulfate 6-sulfotransferase activity. Gene Ontology annotation, cellular component: membrane. The record is from RefSeq and is a predicted model, not a curated record. The coding region runs from base 113 to 2062 and encodes 649 amino acids.